Columba livia (rock pigeon) is the source of this 2129-nucleotide messenger RNA. RefSeq names its product Scm polycomb group protein like 4 (gene SCML4). The record is from RefSeq and is a predicted model, not a curated record. Lineage: Eukaryota; Metazoa; Chordata; Aves; Columbiformes; Columbidae. Gene Ontology annotation, cellular component: nucleus. The coding region runs from base 349 to 1605 and encodes 418 amino acids. Gene Ontology annotation, biological process: negative regulation of DNA-templated transcription. Gene Ontology annotation, molecular function: histone binding; chromatin binding. The transcript is spliced from 9 exons.
GAAUGCAUUAGUCUAAUGAGAUGUUUGCAGCUGGAGAGCUGAGCUGCUGGAGACUUGCACUGUGCUAAGAGACAGGGAGAAGAUGGCUUUUGCGGGGGUCUGUGUCACUGUGCUGAAAGUCCUCUGUCCUCUGGGUCCCAGUGCCCGGGCUCUCUAAAGACACCUCUCAGUGUUUUAACCUAAGCAAUAGGUGUUCUGAAUGUAACUUUACAAGAGGACAGAGCAGGGGGAUGGAAUGUCUGUGCACGCCCUGCUAGCCCUGCCAUCCCUCCCUGACUCCCGGAGCCUCCGCCGCCACCCCAGCCCAUCGCUUGCUGACGGAGAGUGAAGCCCAGCGUGGUUCAGAAGAUGAGCCACCUGCCCCCCAGCCUGGUCCCCGGCGAGAUGCAGUCCCCCAGAAUGGGGGGGAGGAAGAGGGGGCGGCCCCCACUCCAGCCAGCGCCCAUCAAAGUGGCUGUUCACAACCUCUACUCAGCACCAGCUGGUGCUUUGCCGGUUGUCAAGAUCUCAAAGAAGAGAGGGAGAAAACCUGGACACAAGCUGAAGUCUCGUGUCCUGAUGACUCCCUUAGCGGUCUCUCCACCAAGAAGCACACCAGAGCCAGAUAUUAGUUCAAUCCCACAGGAUGCAGCUACGAUACCCAACUCGGCCACCCCACAGGCUCUCACAGUCUGCAUUUAUGUCAACAAACAAGCAAACCUGGGGCCGUACCUUGACAGAAAAAAAGUGCAGCAGCUCCCAGAGCACUUUGGGCCAGAGCGACCAUCAGCGGCCCUGCAGCAGGCUGUGCAGGCUUGCAUCGACUGCGCCCUCCAGCAAAAGGCAGUCUUCUCCCUCAUCAAGCAGGGCUACGGGGGCGAGAUGGUGUCAGUUGCAGCUUUUUUUGAGGGGAAGCAGCAUCUCCUGAGCCUGCUGGUAGUGAACAGCAUUGGGUAUGUCCUGCGCUUCCUGAAGAAGCUCUGUCGCAGCCUCUUGUGUGACAAUCUCUUCAGCAACCAGCCUUUCCAGCAGUACAACACCAUGCCAGAAAGCCCAGAGGUAUAUGAAAACAGACGGAUGGAGGCAGAAACAGCCACACCUGAGGACUACUUGGUUGAUCCUGCAAACAUGAAGAGGUACCCCAUGGAUCCUGCCGAUUCUGCCUUUGGUUGCAUGGGCUCCGCGUACACCAUGCUGCAGAGUCCCAAAGAUGGGCAUCCUGCUGGAGUCUCCUCUUCCUCCUGUAGCCAUCGUCCUGCCCAGGUGUCUUCAGGAGGGUCCUCAUCUACUGGCCUGCGGCAUCAGACCUCCAGCCCAACAAGGAAUGGGACCUAUCUUGAAGGAAACAGAAGUGCCUCAAGUCCCUCACCAGAACGCCAAGACGUGGCUCGGCCGUCAAGCAAGAAUCCCUUGACCUGGACAGUGGAUGAUGUGAUUUGGUUUGUGAAGGAUGCAGACCCUCACGCUUUAGGUCCCCACGUGGAGCUCUUCAGAAAACAUGAGAUUGAUGGCAAUGCUUUGUUGCUGCUGAAAAGUGACAUGAUCAUGAAAUACCUGGGGCUGAAACUGGGACCUGCACUGAAACUGUGUUACCACAUUGAGAAGCUCAAGCAAGCCAAGUUCUAACAAUUUCUUGAACAACAACAGAAUGUGACCUAAAUCUAGACAGAAAACGAAAGGUAACACGUUGCCUUACAGAAAUGCAUUCAUUUGCAGAUUGUUUUUCCCUCUUCUUAAACAAAGACUCUUUCUUUUUUAACAUUUGUGCAUCGUCACCUUUUUUUAAUCCAAUGGGGUCUUUUGGGCUGCUAUGUGUUAAUAAUUUGCCAAAAAGUAUAUAAUUACUAUAAUUAUUUUGUAUCAUUAAUAUUAUUAUGAUUAUAGCAAGUCCUAUUUUUGUAAUCAGAAGUGGGAAAUCAAUAACAAACACAGCUAUGGCAUACUGUGAGGACUGCUGGAAGACUAACAAAGAGUCUCUCACUUGCCACGGGUUCAUUUUGGAGGACACCUGCACUGACUGGGCUCCAGCUCCACCACCAAAUACUCAAGGGCUGGAAAAGCACGGUGUUUGGACACCUGUUGUCUGAUGGGAACUGCCCCAUGUCUUGCACUAUCUGGAAAACUUGAUUCUUCACUUAAAAAAAAAAAAA